AAGACAAAGUAACAUUAACGUGAUCUAGUUACAUAUUUUUACUCGACUUACUUACACUUGCUAAAUACUAUAAACGUGAUCCAACCACUACGCUCACAAAUUGAGAUGCUCUUCUUCCUCUUCGUUUCACUCUCAGUAUCAGUAUCAGAGAAAUGCCACCCAGAUGACAAGAAAGUCCUCCUCCAAAUCAAGAAAGAGCUCCACAAUCCCUCCGACCUCGCCUCCUGGAACCCCAAAACCGACUGCUGCCAAUGGACGGUCGUGGGAUGCGGCGGCAAAGCCAACCGUAUUACCGUAUUCCACUUCUCCGAGGCCAACCUCAAGCGCCGCCCCAUCCCCGCUGCCGUGGGCGACCUCCCCUACCUCCAGAGCCUCACCUUCCGCAACACCAACGUCACCGGCCUCAUCCCCACCACCAUUUCCAACCUCUCCGACCUUUUCUUCCUCAAUCUUGAAUACAAUCUUCUGACGGGCCCCCUCCCCGCUUUCCUCACCAAACUCAAAAAGCUACAGUUCCUUUUAUUAUCAUACAACAGAUUGACUGGUUCAAUCCCCCCUUCUCUCUCCCAACUCCCAAAACUCAAAAGCCUCCUUCUAGAUGGAAACAGACUCACCGGCGCCAUUCCUGAAACAUUCGCGGAUUUCAGGAAUCAUCAAAUCUAUCUCUUCCUCUCCUAUAAUCAGCUUUCAGGCCCCAUUCCCAGCAAGUUGGGGAAUGCCAACUUCUCGGAGAUCCAUGUUUCGGGGAACAAUCUAGAAGGGGACAUCUCCUUCUUGUUCGGAAAGAGCAAGCGCUUGGCUGUCGGAGAUUUCUCCAGGAAUCACUUUCACUUCGAUCUCUCCAACCUCCACUUCUCGGACUCGUUGACCAACCUCGAUUUGAGCCAGAACAAGAUUUAUGGGAGCAUUCCCAAGGAUUUGUCGAGCACCGGGAUUAUUAUGCUCAAUGUCAGCUACAACAGCCUCUGUGGGCCCAUUCCGGAGCUCGGAACCUUCCAGACGUUUGAUUAUACCUCGUUUAUCCAUAAUAAGUGUCUCUGUGGGAAACCUUUGCCUGCGUGCAAAUGAUGUCUAAGCUCUUCAACUUGAUGUUAUAUAUGAGAAUAAUAUGGAGUUCUGCCCACAAAAUUUUCAUGGGCUCA
Salvia miltiorrhiza (redroot sage) is the source of this 1142-nucleotide messenger RNA. Its product is annotated as polygalacturonase inhibitor 2-like. Lineage: Eukaryota; Viridiplantae; Streptophyta; Magnoliopsida; Lamiales; Lamiaceae. Gene Ontology annotation, molecular function: protein binding. The record is from RefSeq and is a predicted model, not a curated record. The transcript has a single exon. The coding region runs from base 106 to 1068 and encodes 320 amino acids.